Phaedon cochleariae (mustard beetle) is the source of this 4148-nucleotide messenger RNA. Lineage: Eukaryota; Metazoa; Arthropoda; Insecta; Coleoptera; Chrysomelidae. The record is from the annotation of a GenBank genome assembly.
AUUUCUAUUUAUGGUACGGUUAUUUAUGGUGUGCUCGUAAUUUUGUACCUGUGGCCGCUUGGCUUUUGGAUUCAAUAUUCUUCAAAAACCUAUCCAUUAUCAUUGUGUAGCAAGAAUUUAUUUUAGAUCAAGGUCAUUAGUUAACCGUUUAGCAGAUUUGUGGCUCUAUGUGAUAGAUAUUGGAGGGAAAUUUAUUUUAAUUGGUGGUGAAGUUAGUAGAAAGAAUAGGAGAUGGUGGACGUUGAAAAGCUAAGUGACGCAGAAUUGCGCACAAAACUUUUAGAAUUCGGUUUCCCCGUAAUGCCCAUAACGGGAACAACAAGAAAGGUUAUGGCAAAGAAGUUGAAAAUGUUAUUGGAUAAUAAGAAUAAAAUUGGAUCUGAUGGAGGAAGAAGAUCUAUGGGUAUGGGGCGAUAUUCUAGUGAGGAAGAUAGCGACUCUGAACUCAAGACUACUAAAAGAAAAGAUAAUAGAAGGAUUACAAUGGCUGCUCCAAUAAUGCAACCCCCUUCUUCUAACACAAAGGUUAGGAAAAGUACUCGGCUGAAUGAAACAUUUGAACCCGAAAUAGCGACCGAGAUUUCUAGUCCUGUGAAGAGAGAUUUACGAACAACAACAACAUCCUCAUCUACCACAAGAACCCAGAAACUCAUCAAGGCCGUUCAAGACGAAUUCGAUCAAGACGAAUUCGAUACGGGAUCCGAUUCCGAAUCGGACGUCGCUGUCAAGUACAAGCCGACGCGUGAAAGCGUCGCAGACAACAACAGGAGUUCCCCGGUGCGGCCGACGUCGACCAAUCCUUAUGCGAUCAAGUACUCGCCUCCGCAAUCCCCCGAGAAUUCUUAUUCAUCGAGGAACGUUUCUUACAACGCUAAUGCGUCGCCCAGCCGGCCGUCGAGUUACAAUUCGCCUUCGUUGGCCUCCGAGUACGCCAGCGACAGGUUGAAUCAGAUCAGGUCGCGGUUGAGUCUGACCAAUCCAGCUUAUGAAACGCCUUCAUAUUCGUCGAAUUCGCUGGAAAAAGAGGAGACGCCAUUUUUGAGCAAUUUCACCAGAAGAUUAUCAGCUCUAUCCAACCAGAAAAGUGAAUAUGAUGAAAAUGAUGUAAUAAAAGAACAUGAUUCUAAUGGAUCAAGUUAUCCUAGGAGUCCUCUUAGCAAUUUCAGAUCUACUAGGGGACGGGACACAACUUACGAUUACAAAUCUAACCAGAACAAUAUAUUGAAGAACAAUUUCGUUUCCUUUGCUGUUUUGGCUGGAGCAGCCUUAUUUUUCGUUGUGUUAGCCAUAAUGUACAUGGGGAUGAGAUCGGACACAUCGGUGAUUCCUUCUGAUUAUGUUAUACCAAAAUGUAUCCGAAACGACGCUACAACAAAAAAAGGAGUGAACUGCCUCGAAGAUGAUGACAUAAAAAAUGCCAUCGAUUUAUUGAUGGUAUUGAAACCUGAACUUCAGAAACGGGCUAUAGCGAAUAAAUGUUUUGAUAUAACCCUAAAGCCACAUAUGACAGAAUCUGAAAUAAUCAAUUUUUGUGUGACAAAUUUUGCUUUAAAUGAUGCCGAACAAAUUAGAGGAGACUUACGUAAUCUGGAAAUUUUGACUUUCAACAACCCCCAAUGGGGUUUGAAUGUUGUACAGACUGAAGACAAUAAUGGAUUAGUUAGCGAAACUGAUGUAGCUAAAAAUAUGGAACAAGUAGUAUUUAAUUAUGAGAACAAAGUGACAAGCUUGGUGAUGCUGAGCCCAGAACUACCAUGGAAGUGCACAUUUUACAAGUCUUUCUAUUUUGCCUUCAGCAGUUUGGUAUUUGUUAUACUGAUAUUUGGAUCAUUAUACCUCCUCAAUAUGGGUUUCAAACAGUAUAAGCUUCAUGAACAGAAACAGAAAGACGAAAUUGGUUUUAUGGUAGAGAAGAUAAUCGAUAUAUUACAGUCGAGUGCCAGUGAAGAAGGAGGUGAAAACUUUGUUGUCAUUAAUCAUGUCAGGGACAUGAUUCUACCAGUGAUUGAUCGACAAAAAAAAAGAAACACGUGGGCGAAAGCUGUCAAAUUCAUCAAUGAGAAUGAAUCCAGAGUAAGAACUGAAGUUCAAGAGGUGAAAGGUGAACCAUUCGAGGUGUGGAGGUGGAUAGGAUCUGCAAAUAUCAGUGUAGGCUGGGACCGCUCCGAAUUUAACUAUCGCCAUGGAAGAAGAAUAAUUGAUGUAGAAUACUUUCUCUCAGAAGUACUGAAGUUCCCGCACAAACGCCUGAGAUUGUGCAACAAUUCCGACGUAAAACUGAAACAUGAAGUGCGAGAAGGUUUCGUUUCCGUGUUUGUAUUGCACUGUCAGAAAUGCCAAAACGAGUACUCCGUAUGUAGCGAAGAUCCUAAUUCCGAGUUGAUGAACGCUAAUUUAGCUCUCGUAGCUGGAAUAGUGAGUUUGGGAUUGGGAUUGUAUCAGUUGAACGAACUAUGUAGCUCCCUACAUAUUCCAGCCAUCUCCGGAGAAAACUAUAACCAAUACUUGGAAGAGAUUUGUGAAAUAUAUAAUGAAACGGAGGGGGAAGUGAGUGAAGGCGUGGUAUUCGAUAAAAUACUAGUACGUACAUCAACACCCAAGAGCCAAGAAACAGUCGAACAUAGAACUAGGAAAGAUAUGUUCUUGAAGGAUCUUGCUAAAACUCCCGAAGAAAUCGAGAAACUUUCAAAACUAACAUUGGAUCAGGGAGCGAAUCCAUUGUGGUUCGAAGAAAGAAAAAAGCGUCUGACAGCUUCUAAUUUCGGGAGAAUUUGCAAACUCCUAGAAUCGACAGAUCGGAAAAAAGUUGCCCAAGAAUUAUUGCACUCGAGUUUCAUGGGAAACAUUUACACUAGAUAUGGAAAUGACAAUGAAGAAAACGCCAUCCGAGACUUUCAACUAUUGACAGGGAAAAAAGUUAUUAACUGUGGACUCUUCAUAGAUCGGAAUCAUCCAUUUUUAGCUGCUUCCCCAGAUGGUCUGAUUGAUACAGAUGCCAUUGUUGAGGUCAAGUGUCCGUAUAAAGCCAAAGAUGUCACACCUGAGGAAGGCAUCAAACAGAAAUUGAUUCAGUUCGCCACCUUUGAAAACGGGGUAUUUUCGCUGAAAAGAACUGAUAAGUAUUAUUAUCAAGUGCAAGGUCAACUUUUUGUAACAGGCAGAAGCAUUUGUUAUUUCAUUGUCUGGACCCAGUUUGGAUUGCUUUAUGAACAAAUUACGAAGGAUGAAGGUCUUUGGAACGAAAUGUUUCCUAAAUUGAAAGAGUUUUACUUCCAGCAUUUGUUACCUACCAUUCUUGAAAAAUGUUGAUAUUCUAUUAAUGUUUAUUGUGAACAUUAUAUGGGCUCAUUCGGCAAGGAUCUGAAACAUAUGAUAUUGAAUAUCUAGUCACAAUGAAUAUAAGUGUGUCAAAAUAUCGAGCUGGUCCGGGGUGUCCAUAUUCGAAUCGAGAUUAUAGGAACUCUAUUUAGAUAUGUCUUGCUAAAACCGUUAAUUCUUAACAACAGCAACAUGAAUAUUGUAUGCCAAGUAAAUAGUACAUGUUGUUAAUGAAUAUAGUUCGAGCUUUGAAAACACGAAAUACGAUUCACUCCCAUUCAGAGAUAAAAAUUAACAAAUAAGUCUUCUGGUCUUUAGACAUUCUAUAUAAGAGUUUCAGUAUCUUCAUUAUGUUUAUAUGUUUAUAUAACAUGCAAAAUACACCAAAUAUUGUUGCAUAACUAUACAUAUAGUAUUAGGUCGGCAGUUAAAUAUUUAAGUUAUAUUUGAAUGAAUGAAUUCAAAGCAUUGCAGAGUAUUAUUUUAUUUUGAUACAAAUAUAAUACAUAUAUACAAAUAUAAUUAUUCUGUAUACAUUUCAAGCCUUCAUAUGUAUUUUUUACAUACUUAAAGUUGAGUAUUCCUGCUCGCUCAUAUUUCCCUUCGUAUAUUUAAGAGAUUCACAAGUCAUAUGCAUUCUGGUGAUUGAUGAUUUCCAUGAGAAACGUCAAGUUCAUAAUAUAAUAUACGAUGAUAAAUGCGAACAAGAUCAGGAAUAGGUACACCUAAUAUAUUUUAUUUCAUGUUAUAAAAAUGUUAUAAUCUUGCACAUUUUAAACAUGUUCUUUUACAUAAAAUGUUCUAUAUUUCCUAAUAAACUAAUCGUUCAG